AUGGAGUCUCUCUUGAAGAAUCUCGAAAAACAUGUCACCUGUUCCAUUUGUCUGGAUACUUACACCAAACCAAAGACCGUUGCUUGUCUUCAUACCUUCUGCUUGAGAUGUUUAGAGGAACACGCAUUGAAAACCCAAAGACAAGGACAAUUUCGAUGUCCCGAUUGUCAGGCACAAUUGAAUAUCCCAGAAGGAAAGUGUUUCGAUAAUUUGCCGACUGGUUUUCUGCAAAACAGCUUGUUGAGUCUUCUCGCUGUACGACAAAGUGGAGAUGGAAGUCAGAUUACUUGUGGUAUCUGUAAGAAAAAGAGCGCCGAGAUCAGCUAUUGCUUUGCUUGCGAAAAAUUAUUGUGCCGUGAUUGUGUUAAUGCACACGAAUUGUUUCAAGAGAUUGCCUUUCGAGGACACAAAGUGACGGCAGUGAAACAGUUUCAAGCCGUAGAUUACGAGGCCUUGUUAAAGCGUCAGUCCUAUUGCCCUCAGCCUUACCACGAGAGAGAGGUAAGCAGGUUUUUUUGCCUUGAAUGCCAGAUUUGUGUUUGUCAAGUUUGCAUAAACACUGAUCACAAGAAUCAUAAUGUUGAUCCGCUUGAGAAAGCAGCGGACGCCGUGAAAGCAAACAUUAUGGCGGCAGUCGAGUCGAUAGAACAAAAGAGGAAAGUCUGUAGCGAUGCGAUUCACACUUUUCAACAAGUUGUUGAAGAGCUAGAACGAAAUGUUACCGCUGCUAAACGAGAGGUUUCCCAAACAGCCGAACAAAUGAUCGCAAAGAUUCGAGAACACGAACAGGAAGCUACAAAAAUCCUCGAGAAUACACGUGUGGUUAAAAUGGAGAAAAUAAACACUCUAAACGAGAUAGUUAAGUCAUUGAUCAAACAACUCGACCAAGCGGUUCAGUUUGGAAAAAACCUGGUUGAGAGAAGCUCCAGUUCAGAUUUUAUGAAAAGUAAGAAAAGUUUAGAGCAGAGAUUUGGAGAUCUCGACAAGGCCAUAGUCCCUGCACUUCCUGUCAGCUCAUACGUGAAGUUUUUCUCGACUAAUGCACUUGACAACCUAAACCUGGGGCCAGUUAUAACCAAUGAAACAGAUGUACGGUUGUCAUCAAUGGAAGCUCUUACCGAAAAUCUCCAAGCUGGUCUGGAAGUAGAGUUUUUGGUUUGUCCAAAGCGAAAGAGUGAGGGAGAGCUUACAAGUAAAUGCCAGCAUGAAUUUGACGUUAGAGUACUCAUAGAACCUGCUGAAGAUGUAGCCUGUUUAAGAACCUUUAAAAACGAAAAUGAUGAUUUCCACGUGAAGUUUGUUCCUAAAGUACCUGGCACCUACAACAUCACAGUCAAGAUAAAUGGCUACAAACUUGUUACCAGUCCUUUCAGGGUCCACGCGAAGGAACGACAGAUUGAUGUAGAGGGAGAGCUGGUUCUAAAGGGAGGAAUUCCCAUAAGUCCAAACUGGAUUGCUCUCAACAGCAAAGGAACGAUCGCUAUAAGUGAUCAUAAAAAACACUGUAUCCUAACGUUUGAUGAGGAUGGAAAUUUUGUGCGAAAAUUUGGCUGCUAUGGAAAAGGGCCAGAGCAGCUGGCUUAUCCAGCUGGAUUGACAUUCUUGAAUGAUGUCGAGCUUCUGGUGGUGGAUGACGGUAAUGACCGAAUUCAACAAUUAAAUUUACAGACAGGGAACUUUGUGAAGAGCUUUGGAAAGGAAGAGACUGUAGACGGCGAGUUCCUGGAACCCGAGGGAAUUUUCUUAAGUGAUGAAGGACAUGUCAUUGUUGCGGAUUACCGUAACAACAGAAUUCAGGUCUUGGACAAAGAUGGUAAAUUCAUGUACAAAUUCGGAGACAACGGCCCUGGAAAGCUAAACCGACCUAGUGGAUGCAUUUAUCACAAAAACAAGUUCAUUGUAUCUGAUAUUGGAAAUCAUUGUUUGAAAGUGUUUGACAAAUCAGGGAAGUUCUUGUACAAGAUUGGAGGAAAAGGUAAAGCUGAUGGACAGUUUUCAUCUCCAUGGGGUUUGUGUGUUAAGAAAUAUGGCGAUCAUCAGAAUCUUUUGGUGUGUGACCGAAAUAACGGACGCAUUCAACAGUUUACAAUGGGAGGUCGUUUUAUUGGCAAAACUAUUGUUAAGCUAAGAGAUCCGAAAGCAAUAGCUACAACACCAGAUGGUCGUAUUUUGGUUUGUGACUAUGAAGACAAAAAAAUUCAUAUCUUGAAAUAGACACUCAAAUGUUUUUUUGCAAAAAGAAAUAAUAAUGUGGGAAUGGUUACAAAGUUAGCACGUUUAUCGUUACACCGGAAAUCAAAUAAUUUAUAUUUGUUUCUUCUUCCUUGAAUAUGAUUUGCUAAGAGAUCUUUGAGGUGCUUGGGAUGUAUGUAUUAAAAAGCGGACUAACGCGAACUUCCACCUCCUUCCGUAGCUCAAUUUCUAGGAGUGCAUGUAUCAGUUGAGAACGCGAUCCUCUCCAUCGUGUGUAUUGAAACUCACAUUGGUGGAUAUCGAUCUUCCUCGAUCUCAGGUUCCUUUGUCAAUAUUUUACUCCGGAGAGAAUAUCGUAGUUUUAGCUUGUCAUGUAUCUUUAGGUGACAGUUUUCAAUUUUGCAGGAUAGGACUGAAAAACAACUGUUACUGUGGAAAUAAUAUUCCAGUUUUAGCUUGUUCGGUAUCAUUGUGAAUGAAUUUUUUUCAAUCUGCCGAACUGGACCAGAAAAUACAAACUAGUUCCUUUAAGAAAUUCAUACAACUAUAGAGUUGCUCGCACAGUAAAUUUUUUUCUUUAUCAUCGUUAAAUGGUAAUUUCUGCACAAGUAACUAGAACACUAGAAAAGUAGACUCGUUCAAUUCUGAUAGACCGAUUUAUUGAAUUGUAAAUUUGCUUAAUAUCUAUUAAGAUAAAUGUAGAUAUAAAAAGAUGGGUGACUGAUAUUUUGACUGAGCAAAACUUCAUAUGUAAUGACAAUGCUUAGGUUAUUAAUGACUUACAGGGGCGGAUCCAGGAAUUUUUGAUAGGGGGUGGAGGGGGGCGAUGGCUCCAAACUUUAACUCAGAAAUUACUACAGGAACUUUGUUGGGCUAAUUGCUUCUCCCUGAAACUCCGUCACUCUCUCCAACAACCCACAAAUCCCGACCCAACUCCCCCCCCCCCCCCCCCCCGUGCGCCGUUACUCAUUAUAACCAAUUAUUAUUUAACGCCAGUUUUCUUUGCCCCCCUUACCGUGGACAUGGAUUUUACUCGUAAAGGAUACACCUUUGGAACAUCCUUUCCUUGCGCUUGGCUACAAAUGCUGUACAGAUAUCGUCAAUAUUUUAAGGUCAUGGUGCAAAUGCAUGAGUGCAAGUCCUGACAACCGCUUUCCGAGAAAUCGCUAUCUUUUAGGCGAAAUAUGAAAGACGGAAAAAGUCUCAUUUAAGGUUCUAAUCAUGUUUCAGUGACUGGAGUUAACCUGCGCGCGACUGCAAUACUGAGAUUUAAAACGUGACCGUUGCAAUAAGUGCGCAAUGCCACUGGAGCUAUUCUCUUUUUUCUCCCUUGCACACUACAUGCUUGCGAUGACAUGGCAGUGAUAAAGUGAUCAUAUACCUGUCCUCCUACAAACGCGACAUCGAUGUUGUUCUCGGCCAAACUUGACAAAAUAGUGUUGCUAUGCUCUCACCAUAUCUUUUGUCAAGGUUGACAAAGUCGAAAACUACUUCUUUGAUAUGAGGGAGACAUCACUUCUUAGAUCUAAAAGCCUUCAGGAAAACACUUAAUACUUCUUGAUUUGCUUAUUUAUCCGUCAGCUCAUCGCUAAUGAUUGAGGGAAAAGCGUUUUCCUUUUAAAUCUUCUACGGUGUAGCUUUCGACCGAACAUAUGCCCCAGUGAUAUCAAGAACUUUCUCUUGUACAGUUUUAGAGGGACUUGUGGCAUUUCCCUACCAGUGAGUAAUUAAGUGUUCUUUUAAAUCGUCAUCAGAGUUGCUUAAUAGCAUAAGAAUGGGAUGAAAGUUGCCUUUGUUCACGGAUGCUACGGUUGUGCUGUCAUCUGGAUGGCCUCUAAGAGAGAUGUUCUGUUUGCCACACAAUAUUAUGGUACUUAUAAUUGCUCUAAGUAAGUUCAUAUUUCUGUCAAACAUCCCUUGUUUUUGCGUGGAAAUUCUUAAAUGACAAGGUUUUCUUUGGUUUUUGAGCACUUUGAAUUAGCGCAACGCUGGUGUCAAGUGCCCUCUUGUGACAUUGCAUUUUCUGACGACGCUCAAGUGCUCCAUCUUUACCAGUGGCUUUUUUUACCUUUUGAAUGGAGCUGUUACAGGUGGCCUUUUCUGUGCUCGAACAUCCAUCAUGCAUCACGCAAUAUUUGCAAAAACCUCCCAUUUGACAAGGGCUAUAUACAAGCUAUUACACGUUUCUAAUCAUAAGGGCUGGAAAACGAGCUUCCUAGAAUAUUUAUCUUUUCCCUUAACCACAGCCCUUGAGAAAAAAUUGGAGUAUGAUGGAGGCGGGAUAAAAUGGUUUUUAGGGUAUUUAGUUUUUUCAUGGGAUUGGAGAGUUCUUGGAUCGACUUUACCACUAACGAUGUCCCCGACAUCAAAGUAUAGUACAACAUGCUGAUAAGUGGAAGAAUCUUGGGAAAAACCGAAAAAUAAAGCAAGUAAUUUACUGCUAAGCCGUCAAAUUGAAAGUGCAGCUUAUUGUUUUCAACGUUCUAGAUUGUUCUCUAUGGAUUUUUAACAAUUAUGAUUUGAAAACUCAGCAUAACUUAACGUUUACUUAAUCGAUAUCUGAAAAAUGCUUCUUGACUGUCUGGGCCACUUAAAGAAGCAUUGUUGACAGUUAUGCCAAAUUCGCUUGCUAAGGAUAGAGACUCUGAUCGAUCUUCGAUAUUAAGGUCCUUGUUGAGAGACAAAAGCUCGCAAAGUAUUGUGCAGAUUUUUACAAGUGAUUCUAAAAAUAGAUUGCUUCCCUUUUCACCAAGGAAAAACAGAUUUGAUUUGACACUGCAAGAGCUCACACUCAGAAACAAUCAUCCCGUAAAGCGAAAAGGAGGUUAAAUUUUUACGCAAAUAAAUUGGGGAUGUGUCAUUUAAUGCAAAGCAAUCGUUUAGGGUCAAAUAAACAACUCGUGCGUACCUUGUAAGUAAGAAAGGCUACAUAUCGACUGGCCAGACAGAUUUACAUUUUCAAGUACAUGAGACAAACAAAACUGAACUUUUAAAAAUAGCAUGAACUGUAGCUUGUGGCUCCUUGAAUGGAUUUUGUCUCACUUCAAUAUAAGCUAGUGAGAAAUAUCUGAAGCCCAUUGUGUGCUUCAUGAUUGUCUCUAAAUGCUCGCCACUUAGAUGCCCCAUUCAUCAAGGCGGACGUUGCUUCACAACAUGUCACUUUCAGAGACACGUCUCCUCUUCUGCAUACGAGCCUUAGCUUGUUUUAAUCUCUUUAAGACUUUUAAACAUUUAAAAAUACUCGAAUACGACACAAAGAGGCUCAUUUGGCAAAGCUGUGAUGAGAAAAAUUAAAAUGUUGAAACUAUGGGGCUUAAAGGGGCCCCGAAACUGGUAUUUUUUGAGGGAGAUCGCUGUCUGAAGGGUGAAAGAAAUGCUUUGAUAAAAUUAGAUAAAGGAAUCAUUUAGCCCUGAUAACAAGAAAUAAAUUAGACUCUUGUGUACUUCAGAUGACCUCACCAAAGCAAUUGCCAAACAGGGAGCUCAGGUUAAAUUUGAUUAAGAAUUGCUGCAAGCUUUCUUCCUGAAAGCUUUUAGAUCAAUGAUUACUGUAGUUUUUUGGCGGCGUUGUUUCUUUUACUUUUAUUUUUGUUUUGGACACGCCGGUGAAGAAGUAAAAUUUCCUUUUUAUGUACAAGCGUAGAGCAGGUCAAAGCUGCUAUGAACACAGAAUUUUGUAGCUGCUCCGCGCUUGGAUCUUAGGACUGAACUGAAAAGCAUAAUUAAUUUUCAAUGAGGUUAAACAAAAAAUAGAAAUAGACCUUUUCACGGUUUCUGACGCCAUCUUAGGGGGCUGCCGCCACUGACUCAUCGCAAGCAUGCCUUUACAUGUGAUUACAAAUGGACUCUAAAUUUAUGAUUUUUAUGUAAUACUAAGUAGAGAUCUUAGAAGAGUUUGUAUUGUUAAUGAACUGUUCACGUAGCAAAAACAAAUAGUGGCAUGGCUGUGCACUUCAUUUAUCUACUUGUCAAAGACUGGAUAGUGAAAUAAAUUUGUGAUUUUGUUCACAGUCUUUGCCUUCAGUAAAUGAAUUACAUUUGAAUUAAUUAAAUAUACAAAUUGAAUUUUAAAAAAAAGAGAAGUCGAAGAAUCUAAAUUAAAAUGACCAGCAAAUGCUCCAAGAAAGGUAAAUUGUGAACAGACCCUAAACACAUCGAGCAUCUAUGUCAUUCGGCCGCUCGAGGUCCUGGAAUAUAAAGCUGAUUUUAUGCUCUUUUUUUCUGCCCAAAAUGGUUGCAACCACAACUAAUUUAUUCAUCAACGGAUGUUCUUUGCAUGGAAGCCAUCACAUCAUAAUUUUCGAGGCUAAAAAUGCCGAUAAAUCUCGUGAUGGGUUCGUGACCGGUCUGAGUUGCUUUGAAUAGAAAAUUGUAGUUUUUCAUUGGAUGACAAUAAUCAAGGCCAGUUGAGAGGAGGCUGGGGCUGGGUCCUAUCUAUUAGUGAUAAGGAUGAUCGUCGAGAAUAUUGAAGGCUGAAAAAGAUGUAAAAGGCUGCUACACUAUUGAUUUAUGAGCCUUUGGUAAAACCAACGUUUUAUUCCCCCGCCCCCCCCCCUUUUUAAAAUCAGUUCGAGUUCUUUCAGGAUUGUACGUCAAGCUCUGUGAAAAUAAACCAUAUACCUUUAUUUACAGACAAAGUUUUACAGUUCGCGUUCUUUUAUAUGAAACGCAUGCAUUUCCAUAAAAUCCGUUUUUCAUAAGGGGUUCCAAUCUGAAAUUUAAUGAACGACGCACGCUCCUACCGAGUGAAUUAAUUAAGCCUUGUCAAGUGAUUUUUGUUUCCAGCAAAUCUUACAAACUCUUACGCUACACUUUUGUGAAGCCCACGUACCUGAUCACUGAUGAGGAUUAACCUUCAUCUAACAUAUGGAAUAAUUACUGCAAAAACAUCUUUUCAUCUGCCAUCAGUUACACCGAGAAAGGAAUGGAGCAAGAGCCUAUUGUUAAAGACCACAUUACUCGUUGUGUGACUUGACAUCGGCUCCGAAAAUAAAAGGUCUCGAGGUUCGAUCUUCUUGGCUCGGAAUCACAAACAAUACACGGGUGUGUUUCAUUUCGCUCUGAUAUCGAAAUCUGCCUUCGCGAUGGAGUCUCUCUUGAAGAACCUCGAAAAACAUGUUACUUGUUCCAUUUGCCUGGAUACUUACACCAAACCAAAGACCAUAGCUUGUCUUCAUACCUUCUGCUUGAAAUGUUUAGAGGAACACGCUUUGAAAACUCAGAGACAAGGACAAUUUCGAUGUCCCGAUUGUCAAGCACAAGUGAACAUCCCAGAAGGAAAUUGUUUCGAUAAUUUGCCGACUGGUUUUCUGCAAAACAGUUUGUUGAGUCUUCUCGCUGUACGACAAAGUGGCGAUGGAAGUCAGAUCAGUUGUGGUAUUUGUAAGAAAAAGAGCGCCGAGAUCAGCUAUUGCUUCGCUUGCGAAAAAUUACUGUGCCGUGAUUGUGUCAAUGCACACGAAUUGUUUCGAGAGAAUGCCUUUCAAGGACACAAAGUGACGGCAGUGAAACAGUUUCAAGCCGUAGAUUACGAGGCCUUGUUAAAGCGUCAGUCGUUUUGUCCUCAGCCUUACCACGAGAGAGAGGUUACCAGGUUUUUCUUCCUUGAAUGCCAGAUUUGUGUUUGUCAAGUUUGCAUAAACACUGAUCACAAGAAUCAUAAUGUUGAUCCGCUUGAGAAAGCAGCGGAUGCCGAGAAAGCAAACAUUAUGGCGGCAGUCGAGUCGAUAGAACAAAAGAAGAAAGUUUGUGGCGAUGCGAUUAAAACUUUUCAGCAAGUUGUUGUAGAGCUGGAACGAAAUGUUACCGCUGCUAAGCGAGAGGUCUCCCAAACAGAGGAACAAAUGAUCACGAAGAUUCUGGAACACGAGCGGGAAGCUACAAAAAUCCUCGAGAAUACACGCGUGUCUAGAAUGGAGAAAAUAAAUUCUCUAAACGAGCAAGUACAGUCAUUGAUCAAACAGCUUGACCAAGCAGUUCAGUUUGCCAAAAACCUUGUUGAGAGAAGCUCAAGUUCAGAUGUUAUGAAAAGUAAGAAGAGUUUAGAGCAGAGAUUUGGAGAUCUCGACAAGAUCACAGUCCCUUUGCUUCCGGUUAGCUCAUUCGUGAAGUUUUUCUCGACUAAUGCACUUGACAACCUAAACCUGGGGUCAGUGAUAACCAAUGAAACAGAUGUUCGGUUGUCGUCAAUGGAAGCUCUUACUGAAAAUCUCCAAGCUGGUCUGGAAGCAGAGCUUCUGAUUUGUCCAAAGCGAAAGAGUGAAGAAGAGCUUACAAGGAAAUAUCAGCGUGAACUUGACGUUAAAGUGCUCAUAGAACCCGCUGAAAAUGUAGCAAGUUUAAGAAUUUUAAAAAAGAAAAUGAUGAUUUCCACGUGAAGUUUGUUCCUAAAGUACCUGGCACCUACAACAUGAAAGUCAAGAUAAAUGGCGACAAACUUGUUACCAGUCCUUUCAGGGUCCACGUGAAGGAACGACGAAUUGAUGUUGUGGGCGAGUUAGUUCUAAAAGGAGAAAUUCCUGUAAGUCCAAAUUGGAUUGCUGUCAACAGCAAAGGAACGAUCGCUGUAAGUGACCAUAAAAAACACUGUAUCUUAAUGUUUGAUGAGGAUGGAAAUUUUGUGCGAAAAUUUGGCUGCUAUGGAAAAGGGCCUGGGCAGCUGUGUUUAUCCAGCUGGAUUGACAUUCGUGAAUGA
Molecule: messenger RNA, 8887 nt
Organism: Pocillopora meandrina
Lineage: Eukaryota; Metazoa; Cnidaria; Anthozoa; Scleractinia; Pocilloporidae
Source: the annotation of a GenBank genome assembly